Messenger RNA from Phymastichus coffea, 2125 nucleotides. Its product is annotated as UDP-glucosyltransferase 2-like. The coding region runs from base 246 to 1832 and encodes 528 amino acids. NCBI's taxonomy places the organism in Eukaryota, Metazoa, Arthropoda, Insecta, Hymenoptera, Eulophidae. The record is from RefSeq and is a predicted model, not a curated record. Gene Ontology annotation, molecular function: UDP-glycosyltransferase activity. The transcript is spliced from 5 exons.
CACGGCGUGAACGGUUUUAUAAACACAAAGUCACAUUGUUUAAUUGAAAAAAUCACGCGCGCAAAGACAACGGUAACCGUUCAAUUGCAAAACAAUGCCGGCAAAUGUUAUUAUUCCGUGGUCGUUUCCGACUUUCUAAAGGUCUCCUGUCUUUCGAUGCGAUGCUCGCGAUUCCAGUCUGGAAAAUCGCUUUAUUUUAAUUGAGUGGCAAGAACAGAUCGCAAGAUUUCUGGCGCGAUAGCGCAAUGUUGUUAUCUUUAAAGUGUGCAACUUGGAUCUUGAUAGUUUUUUAUUUGAAUGCCCGGCAAGGCGAUGGAUUGCGAAUACUCGGAAUAUUUCCAUUUCAAAUGUCAAGUCACUUCAUCACCUGUGAACAACUAAUGCGAGGUUUAGCUGCAAAAGGUUACCAAGUGGACGUCUACAGUCACUUCCCAUUAACAACUCCCGUGCCAAACUAUCGAGACUUUAGUUUGCAAGGAACUCUACCGCCAAUAUCAAAUAAUGUCACUUACGAAGUGGCUACAGCCUCGGAUCUUUUCAGUUUGAAGAAUAAUUGGUUCGAAUCACGCCAAAAAGCCAUUUGCGAACUUUUGGGUCAUCCCCACUUUCAAAAAUUGCUUCACAAUCCUCCAAGAGAUCCACCUUAUGAUCUUGUAAUCACAGAGUUGUCGAUCGUGCAUUGUUAUAUUCCGUUUGGGCGUCACUUGAAUGUACCCGUGAUCGGCGUCGUAACGCCGUCGCUGUUCGCUUGGCAAUACAGUGGAUUCCAGACGCCAAUCAAUUUGGCAGUGGAUCCAUGCACGAACGCAGCUUUCACUACGCCAAUGACGUUCUGUCAACGACUGAUCAAUCUUCUUACUCACGAAUGCCUGAAGUUUGGCUUCGCAUUGUACACGCAUCCUCAGAAUAAAUACGUUGAAAAGUAUUUUGGUCCAGGAUUGCCAAAUGUUGUUGACUUACAGAAAGAUAUCUCGUUGGUAUUGGCAAAUUACGAUGCAUCGUUGUUUGGCAUCAGGACUUUUUCACCUAAAGUCGUACCGGUACCUGGAUUGCAUAUUGUUGACCACAAUGAGACAUUGCCACAGAUCGUGAAAAAGUGGUUAGACGAAAGUACAGAGGGCUGCGUAUAUUUCGCGCUUGGUUCCAUGGUAAAAAUAGAAACUUUUCCCAAGCACGUCCUCGAUGUAUUUUACAAAUCUUUCCAAAACAUCGCUCCACUUCGCGUACUCUUGAAAAUCACAAACUCGUCGGAAUUACCACCCGGACUACCGUCGAAUGUUCUCACUCAGUCUUGGUUUCAACAAAUGCCAGUAUUGAAGCAUAAGAAUGUCAAAGCUUUUGUAACCCAUGGAGGUUUGCUGGGCACGCAAGAAGCUAUUUAUUUCGGUAUUCCAAUGGUCGGUUUUCCUUUAUUUUUCGACCAUCAUUUCGAUAUGAAUCACUACGUCAAAAAGAACAUAGCGAUAAAGAUCGACGUACACGAAAUUACAGAAACAAGAUUAACUAACGCUUUAAUGGAUGUAUUGAAGAAUCCACUUUACAAAAAUUCGAUCGAAAAAUUAAGUCGGCAAUUCAAAGAUCGACCUCUUUCACCGAUGAACAGCGCGAUAUAUUGGAUAGAAUAUGUUCAUCGAUAUGGCAAAGACGUGCUUAAAUCUCCUACCGAAGACAUACCAUGGUGUCAAGCAUGUCUUCUAGAUAUCUAUGGAUUCAUCGUUGCAUGCAUCUUAAUUGCUUCAAGUACCAGUUUCUAUUUACUAAAAGAGAUCAUAAGACGACUACAAGCAAAGUUGCAUCUUAUAGGUUCAAGUUUGGGAAAAAAAGAAAACUAGUGUAAUUUAUAUAUUAUUAAGGGUAAGAGAAUGAACAAAUUUGGUAAUUAUUUGUAUUAUUGGUAUUAAUUGUUUAAGUGACUAUUUUGCCAAAAAUGUAAAGGAGUCAGAACGAAAAGAAUGUUAAGUAGCAAGUUGUGCUACCAUAAGUCGACCGAAUUAAAAUGAAUUUUAAGCCGUGGGAUUAUAGUAAUUUUUAAUGAAAAUCCAGUUGGUUGACUUCUCAUAAGAUGAUGUAUUUUGAAAAAUUCUCGACAGAAUAUGUAAAUAAUUUGUUAACUAAACAAAGUAUA